Pelagomonas calceolata is the source of this 2129-nucleotide messenger RNA. The record is from the annotation of a GenBank genome assembly. NCBI's taxonomy places the organism in Eukaryota, Pelagophyceae, Pelagomonadales, Pelagomonadaceae.
GCCAUCGACGCGACUCGGCACGCGCAGGCGGCGCUCAACAGCGACUUCUCGUUCGUGAUCUUCUCGUUCCUGUUCGUGUGGUUCUGGAUGUGGGUCCACGUCGGUUCCUUCGCCGUCGCGUCCUUCUCCAUGCUCCAGAUUUUGAUCUCGUUACCGUUAUCGAUGUUCAUAUACUCCGUGGUUUUUCAGAUCGGCUACUUCGGCGCGAUGCAGAUUCUGGUGGUGUUCAUCAUCCUCGGUAUUGGUGCGGAUGAUGUAUUUGUGUACAGCGACGCGUGGCUCCAAUCUGCGGAAGACGUAGAGAGGGAGUUUGGUGAGGCCCGCGGCUCUUACCUGGAGCGGCGGGUCGCCUACGCAUAUGCGCGGGCGUUGGAGGCGAUCUUCAACACGUCGUUUACGACGGCCGUCGCGUUCUUCGCGACGGCGACCUCGAAGAUCAUGCCGAUCAGUACCUUUGGUAUUUUUGCGGCGAUCUGCGUGCUGAUGAACUACGGCCUCGUCAUGAUCGCCACGCCGGCGGUUUGGGUGCUGUGCACGAAGCGCGAUCCGCCUACAAAUGACGACGAGGACGUGCUGCCCGAGUCGCGGACGGUCGGCUCGUCGCUCGAGGCCGGCGCCGAGCCCGAGGAGAAGAAGCGGUGCUGCAAGGCGCCGGCGUGCUGCGGCCGGCUCGUCGACGCGCGCCGCGGCCUCUUCGGCGGUUAUUUGAAGGUCGUCGGGAAGCGGCCCGUCGCGCUGGCGCUGGUCCUUGCCACGGCGGCGGUGGGCGCGACGCUCGCCUACUUCGCGUCGCGGCUCGUCCUGCCCUGUGUGGAAAUCAGGCUGAACGCCAUCGAGCAGACGCCAUCACGGGGACAACGUCGCGUCGAUGGCGUGAAGCGUCCGAUUUGAUUUUCACACAGGUCCCACCGUCGGAGCCCGAGGAGUGGUUCCCGCCGCAACACAUGUAUACCAGAGUGCAAGUCCUCGAGACGAACAAGUUCGGCGCGAGCCUCGCGAACACGUUUCCCGACGCGUCGCUGUACUGGGGGCUCGACCACCUGCGCCGGCCCAACUUCGACCGCUAUGAGCCGCACAAACAUAGGGGUAGAGUGUCGUUCUCGGCGCCGAUAGACCUCUACACGGACGACGCGCAGAAUCAAAUUCUGUUCGCGUGCGACGCGCUGCGCAAGGCGCGGGGCGGCAAGCUCGCGCGGCCGGGGUCGGUUGUGUGCUUCAUGGAAGAUUUCCAAGUCUGGCAUGCCGAGAGCUUCGACGGUGCAUCUACGUACGGCCUAGAUAAAGCUACGUUCGACGACCGCCUCAGUAUCUUUCGCACGACCACGGUGCCCCAGAACGACGUCAACCCGAUCGCGUCGUGGGAGCGCAUUAUUGGCUUUUCAGAAGGUGAGUUACGCUUCGUGCGCGUCGCGAGCCGCUUGAACGCUAGACACGACGACUCGCUCGACAAAAAGAAGAAGCUCCUCAAGGCGUUCAAAAAUUUGAUCAAGGACGUCAACGACGAGCCGGGCACCAAAGACCUCGGCGACGACUUGAUCGACUACAGCCUGACCUUCUCGUGGUACGCGACGCAGGUGGCGCUCGUCGACGGCCUGACGUUCGGGUUAGCCCUCGCGUUUCCCGUGGCCUUUGUCGUCCUCUGCUUCGCGACGUCGAAUCUGGUGCUGGCCUUCUACGCGAUGGUGACCAUCGGGUUGAUCGUGGCGUCGGUGCUCGGCACGGUCUACCUCAUCGGCUGGAACCUGGGCAUCAAGGAGUCGGUCGCGGGCGUCGUCGUCAUCGGCUUCAGCGUCGACUACACGAUCCAUCUAGGCCACAUGUUCGACGUCGCCAGGAGCCAAGGCUUAACGACGCGCCAGGAGAAGUUCGCCUACUCCAUCAAAAAGAUGGGCGAGACCGUGCUGGCAGGAGCCAUCACGACGGCCGGCUCGACGGUGUUCCUCCUCGCCUGUCAGUUGACGUUCUUCACGGCGAUGGGUACCUUGAUCAUCCUCACGGUUGCUUACUCGCUGGGCUACUCGCUAUUAUUCUUUAUGCCGUUGCUCCGCGUCGCGGGCCCGGAGGGCCGCGUCGGCGACAUCUGCCACUUCCUGAGGGGCCUCAAGUGCGCGUGCUGCCGGCGCGCGUAG